This is a messenger RNA of Bipolaris victoriae FI3, 1356 nucleotides long. RefSeq lists its product as hypothetical. Bases 1 to 1356 code for a protein of 451 amino acids. The transcript is spliced from 4 exons. The record is from RefSeq and is a predicted model, not a curated record. NCBI's taxonomy places the organism in Eukaryota, Fungi, Ascomycota, Dothideomycetes, Pleosporales, Pleosporaceae.
AUGCGCCAAGAAGCUGGGAUAGAUGCUUCCUCUUCCAGUCUUCCAGCCCGCCGGCCUGCGCUACUGCAUCCCCGGCCAAUCACCGCCGCCGCACUCGCUGGUGGGCGAUGCGCUGCGAGGGCCGCCUGCGUGCAGCGACUCGCCCUGGCCGGCUGGCGGGCAAUGAGCAAUGGGGCUGCAGCGGUCAACCGUCGCAUCCAGUCAACGGGCGGCCAGCCAGGGGAUGCUAGGUGGGGGGAGGGGUGGCUCGCCGGUUGUUGCGCACUAUGCUGUUUAGUCGAUGGACAGGAGCAUGUGUGCGUGUGCGUGUGCGUGUGUGAGAGAGUGUGUGUGGUGUGCAUCGACAAGACCCAGGCGCCGCUCGUUCUCUUUGUGGAGCCAGCGAACCACGCUGUCGGUAGCCAAUCACACGGCCCCAAUAACCGGCCCGUAUCGAAUUGGCUGGGGCGGGCCGAUGAGACGAGACACGCACUCGACCUGGGCGGCUGGCCCGGCGACGACGAGCUUGCCGACGGCGGCAGCACACUGAAAGUGCUAGUACUACAUGUAGCAUCCAUCUGGACGCGAAUAUUCAAAUACACUACACACUCGGAUACUAUCUACUUCAUUCCUCGCCGCCCACCCUCGCCACGCGCAACCUCACACAAAAGGCAUCCCAAUGUCUCGGGAUCCGGCUGUACGUCGGCAGCUCAUAUGUACCUGCCUCAGCAACGUCAUCCGCUCUUGCCCUACAUGCGCUUCCCUGCCCUCUCCCAUCCGCACCCCAUCGCCUCGCGUGUGUGUACGCAACCGAGGCACCUUUCCCCCCACAUCAUCCUGCUCUUCCCCACACUUGCACACAAACUACUAAACACACGGACACACAAACCAACAAGCUCGCUCACACUCACUCUCACCCCCUCCAACGUCGGCACUGCUUCUUCGGUGCCAUCACCCUGCCUGCCCUCUGCCGGCCAAGCACGUGAGAAAUGGCGCCAUAUCCCCAGUUACAUCGUUUCUAUGAUGACUACUAGCCCCCCCCCCACCACUGAUAGCAAGGCCAAAAUCCCGCCCACAUGCCAAUCCAUACCCUCUGCCCUUGCCUGCACAGGGUCAGCCCGGCUUCUCUAUCAACAGCCCAUGGCCAUAGGCCCACUCGCCCCAGCUUCUAGCACAGGACUAUGGUUCAUGUGCCAUCAACCUCCCGUCCCACGCUCCUCGUUGGUCUUCCUCGUCAACCCCCCUUGUCCAUGUGGGCAUCGGAUGGCCCUGCUUGCCGGCCCUCUUUCCUCAACCGGGCAAACUACUCCUCUUACCACGUCAGGUCCAUCUGCCGUCUGGUGCACUCCCAACUCUAUCCCACUGCGCUUUACUUGA